This is a messenger RNA of Pundamilia nyererei, 1359 nucleotides long. It is a transcript of the gene efna3a, whose product is annotated as ephrin-A3a. Gene Ontology annotation, molecular function: ephrin receptor binding. NCBI's taxonomy places the organism in Eukaryota, Metazoa, Chordata, Actinopteri, Cichliformes, Cichlidae. Gene Ontology annotation, biological process: ephrin receptor signaling pathway; axon guidance. The transcript is spliced from 5 exons. The coding region runs from base 504 to 1178 and encodes 224 amino acids. Gene Ontology annotation, cellular component: plasma membrane. The record is from RefSeq and is a predicted model, not a curated record.
AGCGGCAGGUCACCUACAGCUACACAAAUCUCAACAGCAGAGGUCCAGCGCCUUGGAUGCGACUUUAAAGCGCGUCGAGAACAAUAAGCACCGACUUACAGCUGUUAGUUUUGAAUGUGGUAGACUGUCUUGCCGUUUAUCUACCUGCACUUCUCCUUUCUAGUGAAAGAACUGGGAAAACAAAACAAAAGGUGUGACUUGAAAAGUGCCCAGCGGGCACGCGUCAGAAGUCCGGAUAGAUUUGGCACAAGUAAAGAUGCCCAAAUAGGUUUCGUCGCAAUGGGAUUUGAGUUGAAGAACACGUAAUCACUUACAAGUCACCCCGAUUCAACCCGUUGUUAAGGUAACUGGAACUUGAAAAGGCGUAUUUUCUUUCUCUUUUCGUCUUCUUCUUCUUCUUCUUGACCGCUGGGAUGUUGUGAGUGACGCGUCGCCUGGGACAGAAGGAGCGGGGACGCAGAAGGAAGAGGGGGCACCAGAACUGGCUGAGCAGCGGAGGGAUUAUGGCUCUCGCAACGUUUUCCCUCAGCCUCAUCACGCUGGCGCUUACAAACUUGCACCUUUCGAGAGCCAGCAAUCGGCAUGCGGUGUACUGGAACAGUUCAAACCUGCUCCUCCGAAGGGAGGGAUACACGGUGCAAGUCAGUGUCAACGACUACCUGGACAUCUACUGCCCGCACUACAACACCAGUCAGCGUGGGACGCUAGAGCGUGUCGUAGCAGAGCAGUACAUCCUCUACAUGGUCGACUACCACGGCUAUCGCACCUGCAACACCCAGAAGGGCUCCAAGCGUUGGGAGUGCAACCGGCCCCAUGCGCCCCAUGCGCCCAUCAAAUUCUCAGAGAAGUUCCAGCGUUACAGCGCCUUCUCCCUGGGCUACGAGUUCAACGUGGGCAAGGAGUACUACUACAUCUCCACGCCCACGCACCACCACCACGGUCACAGCUGCCUGAGACUGAGAGUAUUCGUCUGCUGCUCCACUGUCUCCCAGGCAGACGAGGACUCCAUUCAGACUCCCGAUUACACAGUCAGGCCAAACAUCAAAAUACACAACAUUGAUGAAUUUAACCCUGAAGUCCCGAAGCUGGAGAAGAGCGUCAGUGGCAGCAGCCCCUCACGUGACCGCCUUCUUCUCACCGUGGCAAUGCUGCUCGUGUCUGCCGUCCUUUUGUCCUAGCAACAGUCGCCGAGUGGCACUUCAUGCAUAGCUGGACCCGCCUUUUGCAAAGGGCUUUGUAUCCACCAAGUUUGUGAUUACGUGAAAUCUGACAGAAACACACAGAGUCAAGGUGCAACUGAAGCGCAAUCAAAAGGACACAGACAAAAAAAACACGACAAAAAACAACAAAAAAAACAAA